Mycosarcoma maydis (corn smut) is the source of this 1902-nucleotide messenger RNA. RefSeq lists its product as uncharacterized. NCBI's taxonomy places the organism in Eukaryota, Fungi, Basidiomycota, Ustilaginomycetes, Ustilaginales. The record is from RefSeq and is a predicted model, not a curated record. The transcript has a single exon. The coding region runs from base 1 to 1902 and encodes 633 amino acids.
AUGGAUGCAUUUGAUGGAGAGUCCGAUCUCUCGGAAGUUGAGGCUCCUCCCACACCAGGGCCAGUUGCGACUCCGCGUGUCGCAUCACCGGAACCAACAGAGCAAGCAGAAUCGGCAGCAGAUGAUCCUUGGCCACCCCGCACCACGCUAAGACGCGCGUCUAGAAGGAUCUCUGGAGCAGAGACGGUCGCGUUCGAAGCGCCAGCUGCCAUCAAACAAGCGCCUGGGUCAACCAGCACCAAAGCCGAGUCCUCUGCUACAACAAGCACUCCUGCACGCCGAGCUUCUACCCGCGACCGAAAGCCGUCAGCGAAGCUGCGAUCGCAAUCGCCCGCGGCAGAUACAAAGUCAUCACCUCAAGCCGCCACCACCACCGCCGCCGCUGCUGCUGCAUCGUCCUCGAACACAGCCGAAACGCCAAGGUCCAAGGUCAAGGUGAAUCUCAGUAGGAAAUCAAAACCAAGCGCAGAUGGAGCAACGAUCGGUGACAGCGGAUCCUCGCGCGGCGCAACGCCUCAGCCGGGCUCUGCAACCAAGGUGACGCUCAAAAUCGGAACUAGACGCAACAAGAAGGCUGAUGACGUGCGGGAUCUUGUCGAUGAGGACGUGGCCGAUCGCGAGGGUAACAAGAGCGAACCCGCGCACAAGGACGAUGUUAAGUCCAAGGACGACUUUGUUCCAGACCGAGGUGUAGGUGAUGACACGAAGAGCGCGUCGGCAACUGGCAAACGUGACAGAAGCACACGCGAUAAGGCGCAGGGACGCAGAAGAGCCGUCAUUGCAGAUGACGAGGCUGGCGACAUGGAUGAGACUGGAGAAGUAUCGAUGGCACCGCAGAAGAAGCGGGCCAAGCUGACACAAAGUGGUUACAAAGGAGAGACUAAGAGCAAAGCUCAACAAUACGGUCGCAGCAGCAAGAGCGGUAAGAAUACGGUUGACUACAGUGAGGACAGUGACGAGGAUGAAGAGAUGGUGGAUGCUGCUUCGGAUGAAGAAGAACUUCUUGAUGCGGCUGGUCUCGACAGUGACGAUUCGUUUGACGAAGAGGAUGCGGGGCCGACUAGAGGCAGUAAGGCGGCGCGAAAGAGCACAUCUAGCGCUGCAGAUGGCAGAAAGAAGGUUGGAGGCCGUGCUUCUGCUGUGUCAAACGCACGCACCAACAAAGUCGGACGCGCAGCAUUGGGCUCAACGGCAUCAUCUUCAAGCGCCAGUGGUGGUAGCAAGGGUAUGUCAGCGGAAGCGAGGAUGCGAGCCUCGAUCGAUGCUGCUGUCAACAAGUCGAUCAAGCCAAUGACCGGUGCCGCAUCCGCCUCAUCGACCAAACUCAACCCGCAAGCUUCCGCUUUCCGGCCCGGCAGCGUCAGCACGCUCAAGUCAGGCGCUGCAUGCACUGGUGCUGGUCGAUCCGUUGCGACUUCGUCGGGCGCGAAACGCACUGCUUCCACGGGCGGUAAACCGGCGUUUGGCAAAAGCAUGUCAGGCUGGGAUCAACUGUUUGGCGGCAUUUCUGGGCUUUCCUCGUCGUCCACAUCAACACCCACUAAAUCGACCCUAGCCAAACCCGGCGUCGGCGCCAGCGGUAGCAAAUCCUCCACAUCCGCAUCCGCCUCGGCCUCGGCGACGGGCAUUCGACCCGAUCCACGCCUCGAAUCCGCGUCGCCGGCUGAGGUACAACAGAUACGAGAGGCAGCUAGGCAGGAGCAUCUCAAUACGGACGAGUGCUUUGAUCUCCUGGCUCACGCGGAUAUCAUGUUGGCGUUUGAAAGGUCGAUUUAUCUCCAAGAUCGCAAGCUAUCAGCGAGGCUGAGACCGCACAACUUCAACGCCGGGAGCAUCUUGGUCUCGCAGAAACACAAGCAGCAGCAGAAACUGGCAGGAGGCUCUAUGAUGGUCGCAAAAUGA